Bombus pyrosoma is the source of this 1159-nucleotide messenger RNA. Its product is annotated as fatty acyl-CoA reductase 1-like. Lineage: Eukaryota; Metazoa; Arthropoda; Insecta; Hymenoptera; Apidae. The record is from RefSeq and is a predicted model, not a curated record. Gene Ontology annotation, cellular component: peroxisome. The transcript is spliced from 5 exons. Gene Ontology annotation, molecular function: alcohol-forming very long-chain fatty acyl-CoA reductase (NADP+) activity. The coding region runs from base 44 to 1144 and encodes 366 amino acids. Gene Ontology annotation, biological process: long-chain fatty-acyl-CoA metabolic process.
GAUAUCUGGGUUGAAAAGGGGGAAACCCUGUGAUUUUGGUACAAUGAAUACAAAACUUAAUGAAAACGAGAUAAAUGAAAAAUUACGUGAUGUGAAUUCCAUCGGGGGAUUCUAUGCCGGAACUGGAAUUCUUGUGACUGGUGGGACAGGUUUCGUGGGCAAAGGCCUCCUCGAAAAACUGAUACGCACGUGUUCACACAUCGCUGCUAUUUUUAUAUUGAUCCGUCCGAAACGUAACCAAACGAUAGAACAACGAUUUAAGAAGAUAAUAGAUGAUCCGAUUUUCGAUGGUGUUAGAGCACAAAACCCAGCAAUUUUCUAUAAAAUUCAUUUCGUGGAGGGCGACGUGACUCUACCAGAUUUAGGUCUUUUGCAAAAAGACAGAGAUAUGUUGAUAGAGAAUGUAAACAUAGUGUUCCACAUUGCGGCCACUAUAAAUUUCCAUCAACCAUUGGAUAUGAUUGUCAAUGUAAAUGUGAAAGGUACCGCUAAUAUUAUCAAACUGUGCAAGGAACUCAGGCAUGUAAUUAGCGUUGUCUAUGUGAGCACAGCUUACAGUAAUCCGAAUCUAUCAGACAUCGAGGAAAAGGUCUACACCACGAAUCUAGAUCCCUCUCUCGUGAUGGAUAUAUGCGACCGACAAGACAAAGAAUUGAUUAAUCUGCUCGAAGAAAGAAUUUUAAAAACGUAUCCGAACACAUACACGUUCACCAAGAAUCUUGCAGAGCAGACAAUAUCCAACAAUAGCAAAGGAUUGACUGUUGCGAUAGUGCGACCAAGUAUAAUUUCUUCCUCGCUAAAAGAACCGUUCCCUGGUUGGUUGGUAUCUUUUGCUGGACAAUCAGGUAUCUUCAUGAAUAUCGGCAAUGGUAUAGCAAAAGUACUAUUGGGUAAGGGAGAUGUAAUAUCAGAUGUAGUGCCUGUUGAUUAUGUAGUCGACGCGAUAAUGUGUGCCGCGUGGCACGUCACGCUACAUAUUGAUAAUAAUGUCAAAGUUUACAACUGUACGAGCAGCGCACGUCCCAUCAAGUACGGAAUCAAUAUUUAUUACAGAAUUUUUUUAAUUAACGUAACUCAAUUUGUGAUUAAUGUACGAAAGAUUAUGAUAAACUUAAAAAAAGAUAUUGAGAACACAAAUGGAUAAGAGCCAGCCAGAUUU